AUGGGUCUUCGUCUGGGAGAUAUCGCGCCCGACUUCGAGGCUGAGACCACCAAGGGUCCCAUCAAGUUCCAUGAGUGGAUUGGCGAUUCCUGGGCCAUUCUCUUCUCCCACCCCGGUGACUUCACCCCCGUCUGUACCACAGAGCUUGCAGAGGUCGCGCGGAGGACCCCUGACUUCGAAAAGCGCGGUGUGAAGCUCAUCGGUAUCUCCGCCAAUGGCCUCAGUGACCACGAGAAAUGGGUCGAGGAUAUCAACGAGUAUGGCAGCAAGUUCGGGCCGACCAACGUGCAAUUCCCCAUAAUUGCGGACGCCGACCGCAAGAUUUCUACUCUAUACGAUAUGCUUGACCAGCAGGAUGCGACUAACCGUGACGCCAAGGGUCUCCCUUUCACCAUACGUACUGUCUUCAUCAUUGACCCCAAGAAGGUUAUCCGCCUUACCAUCGCCUACCCGGCGUCUACUGGGCGCAACUUUGACGAGAUCAUCCGUGUCGUCGAUUCUCUCCAGAUCGGCGACAAGUACCGUGUUACCACCCCCGUCAACUGGAAGAAGGGCGACGAUGUCAUCGUCCACCCGUCAGUCUCGAACGAGGAGGCUAAGACGCUGUUCCCCAACUUCACCGUCCACAAGCCGUAUCUCCGCACCACGCCUCUCAAGGUCGAGUAA
Molecule: messenger RNA, 666 nt
Organism: Dichomitus squalens LYAD-421 SS1
Lineage: Eukaryota; Fungi; Basidiomycota; Agaricomycetes; Polyporales; Polyporaceae
Product: cysteine peroxiredoxin
Exons: 8
Coding region: 1-666 (221 amino acids)
Biological process (GO): cell redox homeostasis; cellular oxidant detoxification
Cellular component (GO): cytosol; mitochondrion
Molecular function (GO): peroxiredoxin activity
Source: RefSeq, a predicted model, not a curated record